This is a messenger RNA of Penicillium robsamsonii, 3336 nucleotides long. RefSeq names its product transcription factor domain-containing protein. The coding region runs from base 1 to 3336 and encodes 1111 amino acids. The record is from RefSeq and is a predicted model, not a curated record. Gene Ontology annotation, biological process: regulation of DNA-templated transcription. Gene Ontology annotation, molecular function: zinc ion binding; DNA-binding transcription factor activity, RNA polymerase II-specific. Lineage: Eukaryota; Fungi; Ascomycota; Eurotiomycetes; Eurotiales; Aspergillaceae. The transcript has 3 exons.
AUGGCUGAUCAAACGCCAAUGGUGAAUGGCACUGACAUUUCGCGGUCACCAUCCGCUCCAUUGUCAACGACCUAUUCAUCAUCAUCAAACCAUCCGCUGGGAUUUCCUUGUACAAAAUGCAAGGCAAGACACAGACGCUGUGACCGCACUAAACCAAUUUGCAACACCUGUCAGAGUAUGGGCUUUGCAGCUGAAUGCUCAUAUCCUUCUGCGGCUUUACCAGUUACUGAGAACAAAAGUGCCGAGAACAGAAUCACCCAGAAGACUGGUGCUCCAUUCUCAGGGCUAAUGUUCAAUAAUGCCUUACCUUCAACGGGUGGCAAAAGACCAAGAGCUGCAGACAGCCCUGAACGAACUGAACUUGUUAAUGCUGUAGUUGGAUUACCCAUCCAGAAUGAUUCCAGCCACCAGCAGACGAAGAUACCCCAGCAGUCUCCUGCGAAACGGCAGAAGAUAUCUGAACUUGGCUCUGGAAGUCCCGCUAGGCAACCUGCGCUAGCACAAGGUCAGGUCACACCGUUUGGCACCGGUAUGCCCAGUGGAAGUAGGCCGAAUCCUCUACCCCGCAUACGCAGUAUCUCUCCUACUCUGCGUGAAGAUGAAACGGUGCUUCGGUGCAACUUGACCACUGAAAUCAACGUUCAGAGAAUGAAACAUCGCAAUCUUGCAGCAGGGGCUCUGCGCAACAUUAUAAAGCUACUAAAGAAAGCUAAGAUUGAACGCCCGAGCCCUGAACCUCCGAGCACCGAACCUACAAUUUCUCGAUUGGGGGAUACUCAAUUGAAUGAUGAGUGGUGUGAAGAAGAUGAUCUUAUGGAAGUUGCAUUCCACAAGCUAGAGAAGGGUGGCCGAUGCUCCCGCGCUCUUCUCAGUCGCUUUGAGAACUUCUUGUACGGGCCAUUGAUGAGCCCCGAGGAGAAGAGGAUGCAAGAGCGUAUCAUAUGCGUUGAAGAGUGUCUGUCAAGUGCAUCGGCUGAACCGACAUCCAACCACAACGAGCUGUUUCUGCAUCGCCUAAGCAAAGUCACGUCUAAUCCUGAUGCCUAUGGCUUGGACAAGAAAGACUCACGCAUCGGAUUCCUCCGCAAUCAUCUCCUUACAGCCAUAUCGGCCAAAUCCAAGCUGAGCCGUGCGAACUGUAAGAAAUUUGCGGAGCUUUUAGACCCUGAUGGAGAUAUUGCCAAUGCCAACUUGGACAGUCCAGUUGUCAAAGCAGAAACUGCGACCUCAAAAAGGAAGGUGCCACCCAAACCCACCUCUCCACGCGUGCCUUCUUCGUACACGCCAGGAUCACCAUCGCGACCAACUCGUAAACAAAAUCCUGCCCUCUCUCUGUCUCCUUCACCAACCCAUCUUCCUUUCCCUCCCUCUCAUUCAUCUUUAUAUACUCCACAUCUGGAGUCCACCGAUGUGACUGACGACACCAUGAUUCCUGUAACAAACUUGAAGCGCAAGAUCACCAAGCGCGUGGUUUCGGUUCCUCGCAGCCAGUUGUCGCAAUCCAACGAUACCGCAGCCUCUCCUGCCACGCAGUCUGCGUCCAAGAAACGUCCUACUUCUGACGGCCAAUCUAACGACAUUACUGUCCCACCUUUAAAGCGUGCCGCUUCUGGCACUCAUUUGUCAAACCCCGACGAGAUUUUCGUCCCAUAUCCAGACCGUACUACUUCUCACAAUCAGUCAUCGAACUCCGACGACGCCAUUCCAUCAUCUCCUAACAAUGAACUCGUUCCGGGUCCCAGCCGUGCUACUUCUGACUGCCAGCCCCUCAGCUCCGAAAUCCCGAACAGACUCUGGAAUAUCUUCGUUGCGAAACACGCUCCUAUGCUGCCUAUGCUCAAUCUCGACCAACUCAAAGCCGGUUUCGCCCUGGCUGUCAACCAUGGGAAAGUCGGACUCACAGCCAUUGAACCAACCUUUGGGUUUUGCAUUGCAAUUGCCUCCCAACUCACUCGUGAUAAGCAGCUCUGGCAAGCUCGCAUAUGGUACGAUGCAGCUCGAUCUAACAUGGCUCAUACCAUCGAUUCUCGACCCUCGAUUCAAUUUUUCCAUCACCAAAUCCUCCAAAUCCACUACCUCCAAAUUGUCGGACACCUGCGAAUGGCUUGGGACAUCUUAACUAUGGCUAUUGGCAGAGCGCAAUCUCUUCGCAUGCAAACUAUGCACGGUGGAUGUCUCGCCGUGAAUGAAGACUCGUUGCAGCACGUUCGGAUGGUAUGGCAGUGUCUCUGGACGAAGAAACUAUCUCUCACUCUUCAGUUUGGCGUUGUCGAUCAAUCCCUUGACACCUUUUACGAGUCACCCAUGCCGAUGCAGUCAUUCAUUCAAGAUAACCUGGGAGUGUCUGGCGCUGAAACAAUGGAACGUCGCCGCGCGGCAUCUUCUUUUUUCAUUGUUUAUGCUUCCCUUAUCAACUACACUGACGAUUUGAUCACCGUUGAAAAUGAUCUACGUGUGACUCGCAUGGAAUGCCCCAUCAAAUGGCUUUCUGUUGUGGACCUGCGUGGCUUCCAGGAACUGAACGAAAAGCUGUCGAGCUGGAAGAAUGGUCUGCCCAACUGUCUGGAAUGGAAAGGCCCGGGCAUCGACUUCACCAUGGAGAAGGAUCCUCUUAUUCGUUGCAUGUCUGUCCUGGCUCAUUUGCGAUUUGUCUAUUUCCGACUUCGUCAAUACCGGCCUUUCUUUAUUUUGACCCUGCGACUUUCCCAAUCGUGCGCUUGUGAAAUGAGCCCUCAUAUCACUGGCAAGGACAUCGAUUCUGUGGACGCGUCUCCUUUCCUUGGCCUAGUGUUUUAUAGUGCUGUCAAAUGCUUGAAUGCUGCCCAGGAGAUUGUCAAAACUAUCAGUGCAUCCCAUGCACACGCGCGUGAUGAGCAUGCUAAGUGUGAACAUCUUGAGUACCUCUACGCCGCUGCUGCUAUUCUGAUCGCCGCCCGAGCGGUCCCUGGUGUGAUGAAUGGCACUGGGCCAGGCAUGUUUACAACUGCACCGAUCACGAAGUCCAUCACGACGAUGGUGGAGGAGCUCCGAACCAUUGAUACGCUGCUGCGCAAUUUCCAGGAAAGUUGCGAGCAGGCACCGAAGUUAAGGGCCCGCAUUGAGCGUGUGCGUGCCGCAUUGGAACACAUCAAACUGCAAUCGGUCUCAUCGGAUGGACUGAUCAUGGAUAAUAAUUUGCGGUUCAGAAGUACUGUCUGGCAAAAAAUCUAUGAUAGACUCGGGCUUGAUCUCCCUUUCGAGAGGUUCCGUCUGGCUCCUGGCUCCGUGGUUUCCGGCCGUAGGAUGACGCUUGGCUGGAUCGAAAGUCUGCCAGUCGACAUGGACAGCGGCAAUUGA